This is a messenger RNA of Dentiscutata erythropus, 184 nucleotides long. NCBI's taxonomy places the organism in Eukaryota, Fungi, Glomeromycota, Glomeromycetes, Diversisporales, Gigasporaceae. The record is from the annotation of a GenBank genome assembly.
CAUUCUUCCUAAAUCUCAUAAAAAAGCAUUAAUUAGUUCGGAUCAAGAACAGUCUGAUGCUAGUGCUAGUGAUACCACAGAUAGACCUUUAUCUUCGCUAAAAUGGCAAGAAAAUUUGAUGAAUUGGUUUGCCAAGCCAAUUACACAAGAUCAACAAUCCAAACUUGACAAAAAAUUACUUGAA